UCCACCGUUACCACAACCCAUAGUCUCAUCUCACAUUUGUUAUCACUCUUUGCUUAGUGCGCAAAACCCCAACUAUGAAUAAUAAUUACGGUAUAUAAAUGUCAUUAAAAAAGCCAAGAGCUUAACCCCCAACAAGCUCAGAGAUUUCAACUUUCAAGAAUCUAACACAGUUACGAAUUCCACGCAACAAAGAAUCAAAAGCAGCCAUAAAUAUCAAAAGGGUGUGUGAGAUUUUGUGUUCUUGAAAGAAAGAAAGAGAAAAGGGUGGUGUUGAAGAUGCAGAAGAAAAGGUGGAGGAAAGUGGCUACUGUGCGCAAGAUGUUAACUUUUGGCAUAGCUGCAAUAGCCCUUGUGGCUCUUCUAUAUGUUCAUGUCGAAUUUCCUGCAUCAGAAGUUACCAAGUUGCCUGAUAAACUUCCCACGCAACAUGAAUCUUCAUACCAAAAGCUGAGUAGAGAGCGAAGCUGGAUUCAAGAACUUGCCCCACCCCAUUUGCCAAAGACUCCUCUUGCUGCUCGCAAGUUAGAUGUUGCAAGUCGGAAUGGGAGUCUGGACAAGUUAUGGAAACCGCCCCCAAAUCGUGACCAUGUUCCUUGUGUUGCUGCAAGUCCAUUAUAUACACCUCCUCCAGAGUCCCGAGGCUACCUGCUGGUUCAUGCCAAUGGUGGGCUCAAUCAGAUGAGAGCUGGGAUAUGUGACAUGGUUGCUGUUGCUCGUAUCAUAAAUGCUACUCUUGUGAUCCCUGAGCUUGAUAAGCGCUCACUUUGGCAGGACUCUAGCAACUUUUCCGAUGUCUUUGAUGAAGAACAUUUUAUUGAUUCUUUGAAAAACGAUGUAAAUGUUGUCAAAAAACUACCAAAGGAACUAGCAUCUGCAACUAAAGCAGUUAAGCACUUUAGGAGUUGGUCUGGUGUGGAUUACUAUGAGGAAGAGAUUGCACGACUGUGGGAUGACUACCAGAUCAUUCGAGCUGCCAAGUCUGAUUCAAGAUUGGCGAAUAAUAACCUGCCUCCUGAUAUUCAGAAGUUGCGCUGUCGAGCUUGUUAUGAAGCCCUUCGAUUUGCUCCCAUGAUUGAAGCAAUGGGAAAGAUGUUGGUUGAUCGGAUGAGAUCAUAUGGCCCCUAUAUUGCUUUACAUUUGCGAUUUGAAAAGGACAUGCUUGCUUUUAGCGGAUGCACACAUGAUCUAUCCCCAGAAGAAGCUGAGGAACUGAAGGCAAUUAGGGAAAACACCACAUGGUGGAAAGUGAAAGACAUUGACCCUGUAGAACAGAGAAGUAAAGGCUAUUGUCCAUUAACUCCAAGAGAAGUUGGACUAUUCCUUUCCGCUCUUGGAUUUCCAUCAAACACUCCAAUAUAUAUUGCUGCUGGAGAGAUAUAUGGGGGUGAUUCCCAUAUGUCUGAUCUGUUGUUGCGCUACCCCUUAUUAAUGAACAAGGAAAAGUUGGCUUCUAUUGAGGAGCUUGAGCCAUUCGUCAAUCAUGCAUCUCAAUUGGCCGCCCUAGACUAUAUCGUGUCUGUUGAGAGUGACAUAUUCAUUCCUACGUACUCAGGAAAUAUGGCAAGAGCAGUUGAGGGACAUCGUCGAUUUCUGGGGCAUAGGAAAACAAUAUCUCCUGAUAGGAGAACUCUUGUCCGGCUUUUUGACAAAAUUGACCAGGGUACGAUGAAAGAGGGGAAGAAUCUGUCCAAUCGCAUUAUUGAAAUCCACAGGAGGCGGCAAGGAUCGCCAAGAAAGAGGAAAGGGCCAAUUUCAGGUACAAAGGGAACGGAUAGGUUCCGUUCAGAGGAAGCAUUUUAUGUAAAUCCUUUACCAGACUGUUUGUGUCGGAAGGAAUCGUCAUACAGGAAUAAUUCUCAUAGUAUCAGGUAGUUCAGAUGAAGCCAAGUUCCAUGUGGUUGCAUUAGUGUUGCUGUUUCAGUCUUAUUUUAUUGACGCUGGAGCAGGCAACGAGCUGAUUCGCAUGCGAAAUGUACAUAUACAAUGAGAAGAGAUUGUUCCAAGUGACUUAUCGGUGUAGAUGAUCAAGGAAAAUAGGUUUCUCCAUUUAACAGAGAGAGGAGUUUGAUUGAGAUGAGGCUUUCCAUGACGGGGAAGUUGAUCAUGUCAAAUUUGUACAGACAUUAUGGAAGCCUGUUUUCUUAUUUACACUUGGCUCUUUCUUUUUCUUUUUUUGGUGUAUCUGUUUAUUCUUGACAUUUUCAACAAAAGCUAAUCAAUUCAGUUCUCUACAAAA
Molecule: messenger RNA, 2236 nt
Organism: Solanum dulcamara
Lineage: Eukaryota; Viridiplantae; Streptophyta; Magnoliopsida; Solanales; Solanaceae
Product: O-fucosyltransferase 7-like
Exons: 12
Coding region: 277-1872 (531 amino acids)
Cellular component (GO): cytoplasm
Source: RefSeq, a predicted model, not a curated record